AUGUCCAAGCAGCAGUGCUCCGGCCACGUCACCUUUGAUUUAAACUACAGCGACGCCUACACAGAAUGGCCCGAGAACCUGCCCGGCUUCAUCUGCAAGACGCCUCCCGUAGGCCCAGAAAGCGCCCCCAGAUUCGCCCAAUGCUGCUCAGGAACAGUCUACAAUAUCACCGAGCCGACUACGCCCGAUCAUCCAGCUUACCCUGUCACCUGUGCCAUGCUCUGCCAGGUUGACCCUAAUCUCGACGUGAUCAAGGGCGACACUCCAUAUGACUGGGACGAUCAUUUUAUGUGCCUGACAGACGGCGGCCAGGACGUCACCGGCGGAGAUGUCACCUGCGACGCUAUCACGGUAGAAGGCAAGCCGAUGCCGACGUCGUAUGCUUCAACGCCGUCGGGGAGCUGGGCAACGGAUUGGACCACGUACUGGACAUCGUACACGUAUGACGAGGGAGAAGACUUUACGCUUACGCAUUGGGUUGCCGUGACCGACAUUCCUGGAUAUUGGGAUUCCACUACGGCGAGUGAGGAAACAACCGCUAGUACCAUGCGGCCUUCGGAAACGACGCUGGUCUCUGCCUCGACUUCUGCUUUGGCUUUGGCCUCAACGGCUAUUCUGACUGAGUCGUCAUCUCGGGUUGAGGAAUCUGAAGCCGCAACUAGCUUGCUUCCGUCUUCUUCAGAUACCGGAGAUGUGGUCGUUGCUCCGACGGGUGCGUCAAGCGGCGGGAGGCUCAGGAUGGAGAGGCUUGUCGCAGCGCUUCUGGCUGCAUCAGUCCUCGGUGCUGGGCUUGGGGCCGUCUGA
Aspergillus mulundensis is the source of this 804-nucleotide messenger RNA. RefSeq lists its product as uncharacterized. The coding region runs from base 1 to 804 and encodes 267 amino acids. The transcript has a single exon. NCBI's taxonomy places the organism in Eukaryota, Fungi, Ascomycota, Eurotiomycetes, Eurotiales, Aspergillaceae. The record is from RefSeq and is a predicted model, not a curated record.